AUGGAGCGACGAGGCCAAGGAGCGCUUCUUUGGCGCCAAAAACGAGGAGGCCUGAAAAGCGGAAAGCGUGCUGCGUACAAGGAUGAAUCCUCAGAAAAGGGCAAGGAGCUCAAAGCCAAGUAUGCCACGGAGGAAGACUUGGAGAAGUCCAUCAAGGAGAUGUACCAAAAGAAGUGGGACACGCUGCUGGGCAAGGCCGCCAAAUGCCCCCGAUGCUUCUUCGAUAUCGAGCUCGACGGCGAGAAGGUGGGCCGUGUGGUGAUGAUGCUCCGCGGUGACGUGGUGCCGAAGACGGCGGAGAAUUUCCGGGCGCUCUGCACCGGGGAGAAGGGCUUCGGCUAUAAGGAGAGCACCUUCCAUCGGGUGAUCCCUGACUUCAUGUGUCAAGGUGGUGACUUCACAAACCACAACGGCACAGGUGGCAAGUCCAUCUACGGGGAGAAGUUCGAGGACGAAGGCUUCCAGCUAGAGCACACUGGACCUGGUGUGCUGUCAAUGGCCAACGCGGGGCCCAACACCAACGGUUCGCAGUUCUUCUUGUGCACGACGAAAACCUCGCACCUCGAUGGGAAGCAUGUGGUCUUUGGCAAGGUGGUGGAAGGUUACGAGGUCGUGCAGAAGAUCGAAGGCGUUGGAUCCGGCAGUGGAACUACGUCCAAGAAGGUGGUCAUCGCAGACUGCGGGGAGCUGCCCCUCAAAGACUGGCCCAAGGCGGACAAGUGA
Durusdinium trenchii is the source of this 723-nucleotide messenger RNA. The record is from the annotation of a GenBank genome assembly. Lineage: Eukaryota; Dinophyceae; Suessiales; Symbiodiniaceae.